Molecule: messenger RNA, 1776 nt
Organism: Entrophospora candida
Lineage: Eukaryota; Fungi; Glomeromycota; Glomeromycetes; Entrophosporales; Entrophosporaceae
Source: the annotation of a GenBank genome assembly
UUGAUUGAUGAUGAUAAUGAAGAAAUACAAGUAGAUAAUCAAGAUGAGCAAAAUUCAGACGAUAAUAACAUUAAUUCUAACAAGAAUGAAAUGAGUGAUAAAGAACUUGAAAGAUUGAUUUGUGAGAUUUCAGAAAAAUUUUCCGAUUCUAAACUUGAUUCUAAAUCACACGAUUUUGUUGAAUCAACAUCUUCUAUCAUUUCACCAAAUCAAAAGUUUUUAACUAUAGAUACUCGCCUAUUGGAUGCAGAUGGUGAAAUGAAAAGAAUGUUUUCUUCUAGUAUUGUGGAUGGCGAGAUUCGUAGUCGUAAUUAUGCAAGAGCAGUCAAAAAAACAUAUCUUGCCAAGCCGAGACAAACUUGGCCUCCAAUUGUUAAAGCUGGUCUGGGAAUGGAAUUAUUAAAAGACAAGGAAGAGGAGAAGGAGAAUAAAGAGAAGAAUGAUGGGAUCUGUUAUUUUAAAUUUACGCAUUCUAAUCAAUAUCAAUCAGUACAAUCAUUGUUUUUACAAUGUGUGGCAACUCAUGAUCCGAAUACAAUAUACGCAGUACUUAGAGAUAAUCCCUAUCAUAUUGAUUCAUUGUUACAGAUGAGUGAAAUAUAUAAAAUGUCAGGAGAUCACACUAUGGCAGCAGAAUUUAUAGAAAGAGCUUUAUAUGCUUUUGAAAAAAGUUUUCAUAUUAAAUUCAAUAUUUCAAAAGGAAAAGUUCGCUUAUUCUAUGAUCAAUAUGAAAAUAGACGCGGAUGUUGGCAAACAGCUUUUGAGUUUAGCAAAUUGUUACUUGCGCUAGAUCCAAUAAAUGAUCCAAUAUGCACAUUACAUUAUAUAGAUUUUUUGGGAUUAAAAGCUCGGCAAUACUCAUAUGUUUUAUCGAUAACCGAUGAAUGGAACAAUCACAAAUAUUUUAUUGCUUCAAAGUUGCAUAAGAUUAGUAGUGCAAUGUUGGAGAAGGCAAUCCUAAAGUUUCCAAGUGUAGUAUUACCAUUAGCAGAAAAGUGUGAAAUUAAUCUCGAUAGUGAUUUGACUGAUAGCCCGUAUCUUCAUGAAAUUCCUACAUCAAAUUGCUUGAAUCUAUUGAUAGAAAUGUAUGUUGAUCAAGUUCAUCCUUUAUGGACUCAACCUGAAGUAAUUAGUUGGUUUCAAACAGCUGUAACGAAUGUUGUUGUGAAACUUCAAAUACCAACAUAUAAAGGAUGUUUGAGUGAUAAAGAAUUCAGUGAUACAUUUAUUUAUGGUGAUAAUGUUAGACAAAAUCAUUUCACUAAUUCAAUACCACUUGAUCUUUGUAGAUACCUCGUAAUUUCAGAAAAUUCCAAAUUUUUCAAGUAUAUUCCUGAUGUUAUAAGUAGUGAAGUUCAAAGUCAUGAUCCAUUACCACCACCAAACAGCACAAGUUCAUAUAACAACAUCAAUAAUUCACAAAAUUCAUCGUCGGAUUCAUCGUCGUCAUCCACUGGAACUACCGUUGAUUUGCUUCAAUAUUUGGACAUCGCUCCGAAUAGAGGAGAUUUACGUACACUUGCUGAUCGUAUAAAUCAAAUUGCAGAAGCAACAAAUUUACAAGCUGUAGCAGGAAGAUUGAUGGAAAUGAUUCUUGGAAGUAACCACAAUAAUAAUGGAGAUUAUGGAGAUGAUGAAGGAGGAAAUGGUGAUAAUAAUAACGUUAAUAAUGAACAGCAACAACAGCAGGAAGAUGAUUCAGUAGAGUAUCAACAAAUGCCUGGCGUGUUCCCUCAGAAUGACGAUAAUCAGGAUGAAGAUAGUGAUUCAAUAUAG